Messenger RNA from Dermacentor andersoni, 2076 nucleotides. RefSeq names its product atlastin-1-like. The record is from RefSeq and is a predicted model, not a curated record. Lineage: Eukaryota; Metazoa; Arthropoda; Arachnida; Ixodida; Ixodidae. Gene Ontology annotation, molecular function: GTP binding; GTPase activity.
AGAGCCGCAUAACGACCCAGGAGUACGCUCGUGGGGCGGCGCUAGCUGGUUGUGGAGGUUCAUCACGCGACCGUCGCAUAGGCUUGAGGCGUGCGGGCGCUAACUUCUACGUGGUUUCCACUAAGACGCGUAGGUGCUGCAGAAGGACGCCUAUGAAAGGCUCUGCUGAAGGCAGCACCAAAUAUUUUAAUAGUAGCAGUGGGAGCGGACGCACGGUUGAUACGGGAGUGCAUCAGUAUUUUACAGAGGCGUGGGCGCUGCACCGGCCGAGAGGGCUCUUCUCCAGGCUGCACCAAGUAUAUUGAUAGCGGCAGUCGGGGCGGACGUACGGUUGAUACGGGAGCGCAUCAGUAUUUUACAGGUUAACCUGCGCAGCAGGUCUACCAAAACCUGAGCAACAUGGGACAACCGGUGCAGAUAGUAUCCGUCGAUCAGAACCACAUUAUCCAGCUGCAUAAAGAAAAGCUAGAAAAGAUUUUACUUGAUCCCAAAGUGAAGGACAAGGCCGUUGCUGUGGUCUCCAUAAAUGGCGCUGCACGCAAAGGAAAAUCUUUUUUAAUGAACUUCCUGAUACGAUAUCUGUGCCGUGGCAAAGAAUCAAACUGGAUGGGUGACAACGACACUCGGCUAGAAGGAUUCGACUGGAGCACGAGUAUGAAUCCAAUGACCAAAGGCAUAUUCCUAUGGGACGAGGCCUUUCUGGUGCCAACGUCUGACGGUAACGAGAUGGCCGUGUUCCUAAUGGACACACAGGGGGCUUUUGACAGCGAGUCUACAGCCGAUGAAACUGCUAGCCUCUUCGCCCUAAGCAUCCUGACAAGCUCACUGCAAAUCUACAACGUUUCAGAAAGCAUUCAGGAGGACGAUCUCCAGCACCUACAAUUUGCUGCUGAGUAUGGCAAGACCACACAAAAGGACGCAAAUCCGAAGCCGUUUCAGAGGCUAGUCUUCCUGGUCCGAGGAUGGAAAUUCCCUGAUGACCAACCAUACGGUGCGGAUGGCGGCUCUCAUGUGGUGGAAGAGGUCAUGGCGAUUAAAAAAGAACAACACCAUGAAUUGCAAAGUUUACGGCAGAGUCUCUACUCUUCCUUCUCAAGUAUUGAAGGCUUUCUUCUUCCCGAUCCAGGAAAGAAAUCACUAAGGAAGACGUUUGACGGUAGUCUGUGCCAACUUGACGAAGAGUUCAAGGAGAUGCUGGGGGUGUUUGCGCCAUGGCUUCUUGCACCAGAGAAACUUCAUACCAAAAGAAUUAGUGGGCAAAAAAUCACCUGCCAAGAGCUGAUGAACUAUUUCAAGGUGUAUACAGAUGUCUUUAAGUCGCCUGGACGGUUUUCGGCGAAAACACUAUUGGAGGCGACGACGCGUGAAAUAAACCGAUCAGCCAAGGAAAAAGCGAAGGAAUUCUAUAAAACUGAACUUGGCAAGGAAACAUAUGAAAGCAUUGAUGUGCUCAAGCGAAACCACACUCGGCUCCUCAAAAAAGCGAUGGCACAAUUCAAUCGAACUGUGAAGUUUGGAGACAAAGAAACCUCAAGAGAGUACUCAAUUAGCUUGGAAAAGGAAAUCAACGAUACCUUUGACAAGAUAUACAAGCAGCAAAUGCAGAGGGAGCAGCAAGAAAAGGAGCUUGCAGAUUUGACAGAGCAACUGAAACAUGCCAAGGAUAAAGUGAAAAUCAAGAACCUAAUAGUAUCCAUUGCUUCCGUGCUUCUGCCGACAAUGGUUUCGGCAUUUUUACCAGCAGAAAUCGUGGGACCACUAUUGAUAAUGACACUGACUAACAUAAUUACAGAGCAGCACGGCACCACGGAUCACGGUCUUGAUACGGCUGAAUUGACUGAUUUAAUCCGAGAGGUGCUCGAGAAGAUGAAAUCCGGCUUUGGCAAAUCAAAGAAUGAAGAACCUAUGGCGCCCGAAAGCAAAUGACGGACGUCUCGCUUCUAAGUUGCCCUCUGCAUGGCUAAUUGAAGAGUAAGCCAACACAAUGCAGAAAGGCCUAUUUGCAAUUUCUGGAAUGAUUUAAUAGCUUUGAUGGCAUGUUAUGUUAAUAAUAAAAAUGAGGCGUUUCGUACCACA